CUGCAUCUGUGAGGAUGAGCAGGACGCUCAGCAUGUCAACCCAGACAGUCGGGAACGUGGCCUCUGUGCCGUUUGAGGAACAGUUCCGGUGCUGCAUCUGCCUGGACAUCUUCGUCGACCCCGUCUCCAUCCCAUGUGGACACAACUUCUGCCUGGACUGCAUCGAAGGCUUCUGGGACACCAAGGACAAGUCUGAAUGUCCGCUGUGCAAAGAGACGUUCAUAAACCGUCCAGACCUGAGGAUCAAUCGAGCCUUUUCUGACAUCAUUGAGUUCUUUAAAAGGUCGCUCAGGCCGACUCAAGAGGAGGAUGUUGAAAUCGUACAACCAAACCAGCUGCCCGAGGGUGAGGAGGUUCUCUGCGACGUCUGCCACGGAGACAAGUCCACCUCGGUGAGGUCGUGUCUGGUGUGUCAGGCGUCUUACUGUGAAACCCACUUGGCGCCUCACCAGAGGGAUCCAGCGCUGCAGAGACACUGGCUCACGGAUCCGGCCACCUUCGCCACCAGUCACCUGUGUCGGAAGCACAACAAGCCGCUGACCAUGUUCUGUAAGCAGGACCAGACUCCUGUGUGUGCCAAAUGUGCCGAGAGGGACCAUAAAAACCACAAGACCGUCCCCAUGGAGAAGGAGAGCAGGAGGGUCAAGGUGAAUUUGAGGGAUACAAAAUCCAGCAUCCAGCAGAUGGUGCAGGCCAGACUGAGAAAGAUGGAGGAGAUCAAGAACUUAGUUGACCAAAGCAAAAAAAUCACAGAGAGGGAGAUCCAGAGCAGCUCUCAGGUCUGCACCUCGCUGAUCACUGCCAUUGAGAGGCAGCAGGCCGAGCUGGUCCAGGAGCUGGAGGAGCGUCAGCAGGAAGCCGAGAGAAGAGCCGAGGAGCUGCUGGAUGAGCUGGAGAAGGAAAUCAUGGACCUGCAGCUGAGGAGCAGCGAGCUGCAGCAGCUGGAGCUCACUCCGAACCCCCUUCACCUCCUACAGAGUUUCCCAGCGCUGAGCCGACUCCCGGCCACCAGAGAGUGGUCUGAGGUGGCCGUGCACUCUGAUAACUGCGUGGGCACAGCGAGGAAAGUCGUCUCUAAGCUGGUGGACGUCUGCCAGGAAGUUGCAAACAAAGUGUCGGCAGAAGAAGCAGACAAGAUGAACCAAUAUGCAGUCGAUGUCACUCUGGAUCCUGAGACGGCUUCAGGCUGGCUGGUUCUGUCUCCAGAUGGAAAGAAGGUGAACGUCAGCGGCCAGAAGACCAGGACCAGACUGCCAGACAAUUCCCAACGCUUUGACUCCUGCGUCUGCGUUUUGGGCAAACAAAGCUUCACAUCUGGACGACGCUACUGGGUUGUUCAGGUUGGGGAUAAAACGGACUGGGAUCUCGGCGUGGCCCGGGAGUCCAUCAACAGAAAAGGCGCCAUCACGGUGCGUCCCGACAGCGGCUACUGGGCCAUCUGCCGGAGGAGAGGCGGCCCUCUGAGCGCCUGCGCCGGCCCCUCCAUCACCCUCCACCUCCAGGAAACCCCCCAGAAGGUCGGCAUCUUCCUGGACUACGAGAAAGGAUCGGUGUCCUUCUUUAAUGCAGAAGCAAAGACUCACAUUUACACGUACAGCGAGUGCUCCUUCACUGAGCCUCUGCAUCCGUACUUUAACCCGUGUGUUCCCGACAACCCGAAAAAUGUUGCGCCGCUGGUCAUCUGUCCUUUUGAUGAAAGGGAUGGACAGGACAGGACCAUUGAGUCCGAUUCAUGAUGUACGAAGACUGACGAUGCCAACUGAUGCUAGAAACAAAUCCUUUUGUUGUUCAUGAACAGUUUGACCUCGUUUUGGUUCUCGCUCAACAAGUUUUCGUCUGUGAAACACAUGACACACAAGCCUUUACUGCCUCCAAGACAAAUAAAUGUGGAACGCACUUUUAACAGUUCUUAAUUAUUCAAAUGAAUGAUUAAUGUGUACAUAAGUGUAUAUAAAAAAAAUGUACAUUGUUGAAAGCAAAUGAAAUAUUUGAAAUUCAUAUUCUGUGAAAUAAAAAACC
Stegastes partitus (bicolor damselfish) is the source of this 2019-nucleotide messenger RNA. RefSeq names its product E3 ubiquitin-protein ligase TRIM39-like. Bases 15 to 1736 code for a protein of 573 amino acids. The transcript has 10 exons. The record is from RefSeq and is a predicted model, not a curated record. Gene Ontology annotation, molecular function: protein binding; zinc ion binding. NCBI's taxonomy places the organism in Eukaryota, Metazoa, Chordata, Actinopteri, Pomacentridae.